AUGUCUGACGACAACGACGCUCGAUCUAUUUCUUCCUCUGGCAAUAUCUCCCAAGGAGGCAGAUCGGAUUCCGUGAAUUCGGCAAUUUCCGACAACGAAAUCAUGAUCCACCAACCCAUCCCAACGCGUCCUCGACUCCCCAGCCGGAAAAGCAGCGGACCGUUGGUUGUACCACGCGAUAGUUCCGCCGUAGGUCCCAUCGAGCCAGAUUUCGGUCCAGACGAUGUACGAGCCAUGAGCCCACGUCGAACGACAGAGGACAUUGACCAAAUGGGAAAAGAGGCUCGUGAGGAAAUGCGAAGGCACGCCAAAGCUUUGCAGGAUUCGUUGAUAAUGAUCUUCAAUCGCAUCGAGGCUGUCAAGGAAGAACACGACAAACUUGAUAAUAACAACAAAUUCUUACAGAAGUAUAUCGGAGACCUCAUGAGCACCAGCAAAAUUACAGCAACCGGUGGUCGCGGGAAGAAGUAA
Molecule: messenger RNA, 471 nt
Organism: Clonostachys rhizophaga
Lineage: Eukaryota; Fungi; Ascomycota; Sordariomycetes; Hypocreales; Bionectriaceae
Source: the annotation of a GenBank genome assembly